This is a messenger RNA of Arabidopsis lyrata subsp. lyrata, 370 nucleotides long. RefSeq names its product defensin-like protein 220. Bases 50 to 352 code for a protein of 100 amino acids. The record is from RefSeq and is a predicted model, not a curated record. Lineage: Eukaryota; Viridiplantae; Streptophyta; Magnoliopsida; Brassicales; Brassicaceae. The transcript has 2 exons.
UUAGCAAACAAAUUACUUCUAUUUCUUUUUGUUAAAAUUUCUAUACAAAAUGAAGACAAUUUUCUUCUUUAUAACUCUUGCUGUUCUUGUUUCAUCCUUUUCAUUUUCUUUUGAAUUAUUUUUAGGUGCAUCAAAUAUUAUGACAAAAUCUAUUCCAGAAGAAAAAAUUCAGUUUUCCAAUCCUCCAUUAAGCUCUGAUAUUGAUCCAGCAGACGAACAUGUUGGACACUCUCCCGACGACAUGAAAAUAUUUUUUUGUCAAGAGUGUGCAUAUCAUUGUCUUGAGAAAAGAAAGAAUGUAUUUGGUUGUGAAAAUUCUAUUUGUCGUUGUACUUUCGACGACAUUCUGUAAGACAUUACUUUUUUAAAA